Molecule: messenger RNA, 1092 nt
Organism: Trametes versicolor FP-101664 SS1
Lineage: Eukaryota; Fungi; Basidiomycota; Agaricomycetes; Polyporales; Polyporaceae
Exons: 6
Coding region: 1-1092 (363 amino acids)
Source: RefSeq, a predicted model, not a curated record
AUGCCUGUACUCAUCGCACAAAGAAACGGCUUUGUGCACUCCAUCCUAGAGGCGUACGGAGCGCACCACCACCUCGUUAUUCGUCCGGAUGAUGUAUGGAUAGCGAUCCUCACCCAAUUGAGCUUUUAUGUCAACGCUCAUGCGGGGGAGCUGCGCAACUACUUCGUCGCUCAUGAAGGAAAGCGAAGGCUCACAGUCUACGACGUGGGUACGCGACACACCGUCGAUUUCGGACGCCUCGCACGUGCCAUGACACAACAGAUUCACAAGAAUGUGGUCGAUAGCACGCUGGUCGAAUGGAUUCUACCCGACUUCACCACGACGAGUCUGAAGGACACUACAAUUUGCUCCGUCAUCAUGAUGUCUACCCUCAAGGCAUACUUUGAUUUUCGUGUGUGUAUUACGUGCGGCAUCCCGUCAGUCACCCUCGAGGGCACCAAAGCCGACUGGCAACGCAUUUUGAAGAGGCUCGAGCGCCUACACGACCUCGGUGACGAGCCGUCUACGUGGGCUACCAUGCUUUACCCCAUUCUUAGUCGCUUCGUCUCCGCCUUCGACGGCAACCCCGACACAGAAUUUUGGAAGCAUAUGGUGUACCGCUCUUCGAGAGGAUGUGGGACUGACAGCCUCGAUGGAUGGCUGACGGCCUUCUGCGUGUGGACGAAGAAAGGACAGUGGAAGGCGCGACCGCUUGCUCCUCUGCUCGCGACACCCCGCCCGCCUCCAUUCGUUGUGGACUCUGGUUGGUUUUCUGGUUCUGGAGAUAGGGCUUCGCUGUACGAGCAAGGAGACAGCACUGAGAGUGCAUCUGUUGAUGGCAGCACUUCUAGUCAGAGUAUCCUCACAUUCGACCCAUGGCACGGCGCAUCCUACACCCUUGACGGCGUCCCGUACUUCACUGUCGAUAUCGAGAGCAUCCCAGCCGGGUGUUGCGAAGUGGACGUGAUGGUCGACGAUAACGGGCAGCAGAUCCCCUGCACGAUGAUUGCUGGACACGUUGCGAGCGUGGCGACGGCGAAGGAUCCCGGAGGGCCGCUCGAUACGCUCGCUCCCGCACCGCAGUGGUUCAUGAUGGAGAAGAAGUCGUCGUGA